CAUCUGUGACAACACGGAUAAACCAAGAGGACAUUAUGCUAAGUGAGAGAAGCCAGGAACAGAAAGACAAAUACAAAUAUCACAUAAGUGGUAUUUGUGGAAUCUAAAAAAGUCUAACUCUUAAGAGGCAGAGAAUGGUGUUUACCAGAGACUGAAAAAUGGGGGAAAGGGAGAUAUUAAUUAAAGGAGGACAAAAUUUCAGUUAGUUAGCAGGAACAAACUUUAGUAAUCUAUUGCACAGAAUAGCAACUACAUAAAUAAUGUGUUGUAUGUUUCAAAAUUGCUCAAAGAGUAGAUUUUAAAUGUUUUCACCACAAAAAAGUGACGUGACAGAUUUAAUUAGCUUGACUUAAUCAUUUCACAUUGUAAACAUAGAUCAAAACAGCAUAUUGUACUCUAUCAGUAUAUAAAACAUACAAUUAAUAUUUGUCCAUUCUUUAAAAGUUACUUUUCUCAUACCUUAUAACAAGGCUGGACCUCCUCAGGGGACACAGAGCAGAGUCCCCGCCCUCGGGAGCUCAUACCCGAUCCCCCACGCUCGCCCUCGCGGCCACACCUUGAACCCCCUCCCCGACCGGCUCUACACUCAACCAGCCCGAGGCUUCCGGCAGCUCCGAGUUCGGAUUCCCCUUCUCAGCCUUCUGUGGUCACUGAAACCCUCAGGACUCCGAGGACAAGUCGAACAUGGCUUCGCCUCAGCCAUCUUCGCCAGCGCAGUAAGUCUCUGUGUCUGCGCACUCCGGGUAGAGGGAAGAUUAAACCCUCCGGGAGCCAGCGUCCGGCGGUGCCUGCAAUCUAACCGGGAUUUGGGGUUCCGAGACACUUUUCCCACAAGCCACCGCCGUCAUGGAUCUUUAGGCUUAAACUACAUUUCCCAGAGGGCAACGGGAACACCCAAUCUAUGGCUUCCCUUCCGUUUUCGCGUGGUUCUUUUGCAAGCUCUGGAUUCUCUGGAGUUUGAAUGUUUCCGGUAUUGGAACCCCACCGAGUAGGACUGAUCAGGUCUUACAGUUCUAAAACCAUGACCUGUUUUCAGGAAUUAGUGACAUUCAGGGAUGUGGCCAUAGACUUCUCUCAGCAGGAGUGGGAAUACCUGGACCCUAAUCAGAGGGACUUAUACAGGGAUGUGAUGUUGGAGAACUACAGAAACCUGGUCUCACUGGGAGGACAUUCCAUUUCUAAACCGGUUGUGGUGGACUUACUGGAGCAAGGAAAAGAGCCCUGGAUGAUUUUGAGGGAAGAAACACAGUUCACAGAUUUGGAUUUACAGUGUGAGAUAAUCAGCUACAUAGAAGUACCCACUUAUGAAACAGGUAUAUCCUCUGUACAACUUCAGAGCAUAUAUAAGAGAGAGAAACUCUAUGAAUGUAAGAAGUGUCAGAAGAAAUUCAGUAGUGGUUAUCAACUUAUUCUACAUCACAAGUUUCAUAUUAUUGAGAGACCCUAUGAAUGCAAAGAGUGUGGGGAGAACUUUCGUAGUGGUUAUCAACUUACUCUCCAUCAACGAUUUCAUACUGGUGAGAAACCCUAUGAAUGUACAGAAUGUGGGAAGAACUUUAAAAGUGGUUAUCAGCUGACUGUGCAUCAGAGAUUUCAUACUGGUGAGAAGACCUAUGAAUGUAGGCAAUGUGGGAAGGCCUUUAUAUAUGCUUCACACAUUGCUCAACAUGAGAGAAUUCACACUGGUGGGAAGCCUUAUGAAUGUCAGGAGUGUGGGAAGGCCUUUAGUCAAGGUGGACACCUUAGAAUUCAUCAGAGAGUUCAUACUGGCGAAAAACCAUAUAAAUGUAAGGAAUGUGGGAAGACUUUUAGUAGGCGCUCAAAUCUUGUUGAACAUGGGCAGAUUCAUACUGAUGAGAAGCCAUACGUAUGUGAGAAAUGUGGAAAAGCCUUUAGAAGAUGUCACCAACUUACUGUACAUCAGAGUGUUCACACUGGUAAAAAGCCAUAUGAGUGUAAAGAAUGUGGGAAGGGCUAUACGACUGCCUCAUACUUUCUUCUACAUCAGAGAAUUCAUAAAGGUGGAAAACCCUAUGAAUGUAAGGAGUGUAAGAAAACCUUUACUUUGUAUAGAAAUCUUACUCGGCAUCAGAAUAUUCAUACUGGUGAGAAACUUUUUGAAUGCAAGCAAUGUGGGAAGACCUAUACUACUGGUUCAAAACUCUUUCAACAUCAGAAAACUCAUACUGGCGAGAAACCCUAUGAAUGCAAGGAAUGUGGAAAGGCCUUUACCUUGUAUGGCUACCUUAAACAACAUCAGAAAAUUCAUACUGGCAUGAAACACUUUGAAUGUAAGGACUGUAAGAAAACCUUUACUUUGUAUAGAAAUCUGACUCGACAUCAGAAUAUUCACACUGGUAAGAAACUUUUUGAAUGUCAGGAAUGUGGGAAGGCCUAUAGUACUGGCUCAAACCUUAUUCAACAUCAGAAAAUUCAUACUGGUGAGAAACCCUAUGAAUGUAAGGAAUGUGGAAAGACCUUUAGCUUGCAUGGAUAUCUUAAUCAACAUCAGAAAAUUCAUACUGGUGUGAAACCCUAUGAAUGUAAGGUAUGUAGAAAAACCUUUACUUUCUAUAGAAAUCUUACUCUACAUCAAAGUAUUCAUACUGAUGAGAAACCUUUUGAAUGUAAGGAAUGUGGGAAGACCUUUAGACGUACUUCACACCUUACUGCACAUCAGAGCAUUCAUGCUGAUAAAAAACCCUAUGAAUGUAAAGAAUGUGGAAAGGCCUUUAAAAUGUAUGGCUACCUUACACAACAUCAGAAAAUUCAUACUGGUGGAAAACCUUAUGAAUGUAAAGAAUGUGGGAAGGCCUUCAGUCGUGCUUCAAACCUUGUUCAACAUGAGAGAAUUCAUACUGGUGAGAAACCCUAUGUGUGUAAGCAGUGUGGGAAAACCUUCAGAUAUGGUUCAGCCCUUAAAGCCCAUCACGGAAUUCAUAGGAGCACAAAAAUCUAAGACCAUAAAGAGUACGAGCUCGCCAUUCACCAUCAGACAGUCCACACUGGUGAGAAAUGAUGGAAUGUUAGUCUUACAGGUAUGGCUUUAGCAAUUGAGAGAGUUCAAAAUGCAGUUCUUGCCACAUUAGAAAGCAUUCGAUGUUGACAUUUUAAUGGAACAUCUGACUGUUCAAUGGUAAAUUAA
Mandrillus leucophaeus (drill) is the source of this 3145-nucleotide messenger RNA. It is a transcript of the gene ZNF573, whose product is annotated as zinc finger protein 573. Gene Ontology annotation, molecular function: RNA polymerase II transcription regulatory region sequence-specific DNA binding; DNA-binding transcription repressor activity, RNA polymerase II-specific. Gene Ontology annotation, biological process: negative regulation of transcription by RNA polymerase II. The record is from RefSeq and is a predicted model, not a curated record. Bases 962 to 2959 code for a protein of 665 amino acids. The transcript has 5 exons. Gene Ontology annotation, cellular component: nucleus. NCBI's taxonomy places the organism in Eukaryota, Metazoa, Chordata, Mammalia, Primates, Cercopithecidae.